AUGUUCAGCUGGAUUGGUCUUUACAGAGAACCCAACAAUGAAACAGACUGGAAGUGGUCAGGUGGUGGAUAUGCAACAUACUUAAACUUUCAGUAUGGCCAACCAAACAAUGGACCGCAGGAAUUUUUUGGCGGCACGAGUUGGUAUGGAUGGCAUGAUUAUUAUGACGUUCCAGCAACUUUCUACUGCUUGAGUCUGUUUGUGGUGAGAGAGCCCAAGACGUGGGAAGAGGCUCUGGAGUACUGCAGGGAGCAGUACACUGACCUGACCAGCCUGCUGUCAGAGACGGAGAUGCUUCUGGCCCACAGGGAGAUCCAGGAGCAGGCCCAGACGGCGCUGGUGUGGACGGGCCUGCGCUUCCUGGGGGACCGCUGGCUGUGGGUGAACGGGGACCCUGUGGACUACCAGGCCUGGCCCCCUGGUGGAGGGCACCAGUGCCCAGCUAGAAACCUCCGCUGUGGGGCGGUGGGGACGGCGGGACACUGGGAGGCCCACGACUGCCAGGAGAGACUCAGAUUCAUCUGCUACUGA
This is a messenger RNA of Hypomesus transpacificus, 531 nucleotides long. RefSeq names its product secretory phospholipase A2 receptor-like. The coding region runs from base 1 to 531 and encodes 176 amino acids. Lineage: Eukaryota; Metazoa; Chordata; Actinopteri; Osmeriformes; Osmeridae. The transcript has a single exon. The record is from RefSeq and is a predicted model, not a curated record.